GGAAUGCGGUAGCUGGACCUGUGCACAAGGCCAAGAUCACAUCCCUGAGGCCCCGACAUCUCCCCUGCGUGCUCACAAGUCUGGCUUUGAGACACACCACUGCCUUUUUUUGCUGACUGCUGCAGCCAACAAAAAGGCAUUCUCUCCCAGUGGACAGACCUCAGAAAGGACCUAUUCAUAAAUUAUUUACUGGCAAGAUGAGCAGGAUUACCAUGAAAAGUCCAGAUGGACUGAGGAAAUCCUACACUGAUUCUCCAAACUUGGCAGCUGACUGCAUGGAGGGCUCAUGAUGAAGAAACCUCUUUUGCCAUCCUGAGGAUUCUCUGAUUCAUAUUCGCCUAGAUGUGCUGGAAACAGUACUGGACCAAGGUGCAAACUUGAGUCUAGUGAGGAUAGAGUCCAGAAGUGGAAUUACUGGAUCAAAGGGUAUAAAGCUCUCUAAGUUUCUUGAAACAGUGCCAAAAUAUUUUGUAGAAAAGUUUUCGCCAAUUUACACUGAAGGUCAGUAUCUUUCAAUGAGUUUUGUAACUGCCUCUGAGAGAAGAGGGGAAACAGCCCGGCAAGCUUGGAAAGCUCGGAAGGCCGUCCCUGCAGUUGUGUGGCCCCUCUAGAGGGAGGUGGGAAAGGCAUGGGGAUUCCUCCUGCAGUGCUGCCUCCGUUUCCCCUCCGCCGGUAGGGCCACCGUCCUGUUUCCUAAUCCUUCGAGUUUUUCAUUUUUUAAGAUCCCCGGAGAAAAAAUGGCCCAGGGUUGGACGAUGUUAGUUGUAAAGGUGGUGGUGGGGGUGGGGGAAUCCUUAUGUUUGAGCAAAUGUGAGAGUUGUUCAGCAAGAACCCAACACUUGGAGAUUCUUAACAGAAACAUCUGCCUAUUCCAACGUGAGUUUCAGAGAUGGUGAAAAUCACGGGAGAGAGUUGGGUAGGAGUUGGAGAAGGCAUUGCAAGCUUUCCCCUUCAGCUAGACAGCUGCAGCCCCUUUAAGGGCAAAUGCGGGACCUGGUCCUUUAAAUCUGUGUCAGUUUCCCCUGACGUCAGCGGGCGGGCCAGCAGCCCUGCUGUUUAUCGCCCAGCGGCGCAGCUCACUUUUCAGUGUUCGUGCGUCGGGACGGCGCGUCCGCCCGCCCUUAAAGGGCCCGCACCUCGGAAAACUCGCAGCCCAGCACGGCGUCGGGUAGCUACCACCUAUCACGCCCCUCUGCGACUCGCCUUCCUCCGCGGCCAGCCCCCGCCGCCGGCUCUUCCUCCCUCCCCUUUCCCGGCGUCUCCAGGCUCCCGGCAACCAGCCGCCCUCCUUCUCACGGCCCUGGCCCGGGGCUCCAGGGUCUCACGUCGUACUCAGCCCCUCGCGAGCUGGGACCCCUUCCCGUAGUCAGCAUCCCCUCCCUCCCCGCCCCCUCCCAGCCGCCCCCUCCCCUGCGGGGACCUGGGAGCCUCUUCGGGGCUCUUGGGAGGGGACAUUUCCUAAUCUCAGGCCGGGGUUAAAGUUCUGGUCCUGGUGAGAUGCUGGAAGCUGCCGCCGCAGCCGCAACCCGUCCCGGAGGUGUCCUGUCUCCUGUCGCCGCCGCCGCCGCCGCCGCUGCCACUGCCGCCCUGCCGGGGCCAUGUUCGCUCUGGGCUUGCCCUUCUUGGUGCUCUUGGUGGCCUCGGUCGAGAGCCAUCUGGGGGUUCUGGGGCCCAAGAACGUCUCGCAGAAAGACGCCGAGUUUGAGCGCACCUACGUGGACGAGGUCAACAGCGAGCUGGUCAACAUCUACACCUUCAACCAUACUGUGACCCGCAACAGGACAGAGGGCGUGCGUGUGUCUGUGAACGUCCUGAACAAGCAGAAGGGGGCACCUUUGCUGUUUGUGGUCCGCCAGAAGGAGGCUGUGGUGUCCUUCCAGGUGCCCCUAAUCCUGCGAGGGAUGUUUCAGCGCAAGUACCUCUACCAAAAAGUGGAACGAACCCUGUGUCAGCCCCCCACCAAGAAUGAGUCGGAGAUUCAGUUCUUCUACGUGGAUGUGUCCACCCUGUCGCCAGUCAACACCACAUACCAGCUCCGGGUCAGCCGCAUGGACGAUUUUGUGCUCAGGACUGGGGAGCAGUUCAGCUUCAAUACCACAGCAGCACAGCCCCAGUACUUCAAGUAUGAGUUCCCUGAAGGCGUGGACUCGGUAAUUGUCAAGGUGACCUCCAACAAGGCCUUCCCCUGCUCAGUCAUCUCCAUUCAGGAUGUGCUGUGUCCUGUCUAUGACCUGGACAACAACGUAGCCUUCAUCGGCAUGUACCAGACGAUGACCAAGAAGGCGGCCAUCACCGUACAGCGCAAAGACUUCCCCAGCAACAGCUUUUAUGUGGUGGUGGUGGUGAAGACCGAAGACCAAGCCUGCGGGGGCUCCCUGCCUUUCUACCCCUUCGUAGAAGAUGAACCGGUCGAUCAAGGGCACCGCCAGAAAACCCUGUCAGUGCUGGUGUCUCAAGCAGUCACGUCUGAGGCAUACGUCAGUGGGAUGCUCUUUUGCCUGGGUAUAUUUCUCUCCUUUUACCUGCUGACCGUCCUCCUGGCCUGCUGGGAGAACUGGAGGCAGAAGAAGAAGACCCUGCUGGUGGCCAUUGACCGAGCCUGCCCAGAAAGCGCUUCUCUCCUUGGUCACCCUCGAGUCCUGGGUGAUUCUUUUCCUGGCAGUUCCCCUUAUGAGGGUUACAACUAUGGCUCCUUUGGUACGUGUCAAAGCCAGCACCGUGCUUGCCGGGGACAUGACCUUGUCUCCUUAGGCCACCACCUCCGAGGCGAGAAUGUUUCUGGAUCUACCGAUGGUCUGGUUGACAGCGCUGGCACUGGGGACCUCUCUUACGGUUACCAGGGCCGCUCCUUUGAACCUGUGGGUACUCGGCCCCGAGUGGACUCCAUGAGCUCUGUGGAGGAGGAUGACUAUGACACAUUGACCGACAUCGAUUCCGACAAGAAUGUCAUUCGCACCAAGCAAUACCUCUAUGUGGCUGACCUGGCACGGAAGGACAAGCGUGUUCUGCGGAAAAAGUACCAGAUCUACUUCUGGAACAUUGCCACCAUUGCUGUUUUCUAUGCCCUUCCUGUGGUGCAGCUGGUGAUCACCUACCAGACGGUGGUGAAUGUCACAGGGAAUCAGGACAUCUGCUACUACAACUUCCUCUGCGCCCACCCACUGGGCAAUCUCAGCGCCUUCAACAACAUCCUCAGCAACCUGGGGUACAUCCUGCUGGGGCUGCUUUUCCUGCUCAUCAUCCUGCAACGGGAGAUCAACCACAACCGGGCCCUGCUGCGCAAUGACCUCUGUGCCCUGGAAUGUGGGAUCCCCAAACACUUUGGGCUGUUCUACGCCAUGGGCACAGCCCUGAUGAUGGAGGGGCUGCUCAGUGCUUGCUAUCAUGUGUGCCCCAACUAUACCAAUUUCCAGUUUGACACAUCGUUCAUGUACAUGAUCGCCGGACUCUGCAUGCUGAAGCUCUACCAGAAGCGGCACCCGGACAUCAACGCCAGCGCCUACAGUGCCUACGCCUGCCUGGCCAUUGUCAUCUUCUUCUCUGUGCUGGGCGUGGUCUUUGGCAAAGGGAACACGGCGUUCUGGAUCGUCUUCUCCAUCAUUCACAUCAUCGCCACCCUGCUCCUCAGCACGCAGCUCUAUUACAUGGGCCGCUGGAAACUAGACUCGGGGAUCUUCCGCCGCAUCCUCCACGUGCUCUACACAGACUGCAUCCGGCAGUGCAGCGGGCCGCUCUACGUGGACCGCAUGGUGCUGCUGGUCAUGGGCAACGUCAUCAACUGGUCGCUGGCUGCCUAUGGGCUUAUCAUGCGCCCCAAUGAUUUCGCUUCCUACUUGUUGGCCAUUGGCAUCUGCAACCUGCUCCUUUACUUCGCCUUCUACAUCAUCAUGAAGCUCCGGAGUGGGGAGAGGAUCAAGCUCAUCCCCCUGCUCUGCAUCGUUUGCACCUCCGUGGUCUGGGGCUUCGCACUCUUCUUCUUCUUCCAGGGACUCAGCACCUGGCAGAAAACCCCUGCGGAGUCGAGGGAGCACAACCGGGACUGCAUCCUCCUCGACUUCUUUGACGACCACGACAUCUGGCACUUCCUCUCCUCCAUCGCCAUGUUCGGGUCCUUCCUGGUGUUGCUGACACUGGAUGAUGACCUGGAUACUGUGCAGCGGGACAAGAUCUAUGUCUUCUAGCAGGAGCUGGGCUCUUCGCUUCACCUCAAGGGGCCCUGAGCUCCUUUGUGUCAUAGACCGGUCACUCUGUCGUGCUGUGGGGAUGAGUCCCAGCACCGCUGCCCAGCACUGGAUGGCAGCAGGACAGCCAGGUCUAGCUUAGGCUUGGCCUGGGACAGCCAUGGGGUGGCAUGGAACCUUGCAGCUGCCCUCUGCCGAGGAGGAGGCCUGCUCCCCUGGAACCCCCAGAUGUUGGCCAAAUUGCUGCUUUCUUCUCAGUGUUGGGGACUUCCAUGGGCCCCUGUCCUUUGGCUCUCCAUUUGUCCCUCUGCAAGAGGAAAGAUGGAAGGGACACCCUCCCCAUUUCAUGCCUUGCAUUUUGCCCGUCCUCCUCCCCACAAUGCCCCAGCCUGGGACCUAAGGCCCCUUUUUCCUCCCAUACUCCCGCUCCAGGGCCUAGUCUGGGGCCUGAAUCUCUGUCCUGUAUCAGGGCCCCAGUUCUCUUUGGGCUGUCCCUGGCUGCCAUCACUGCCCAUUCCAGUCAGCCAGGAUGGAUGGGGGUAUGAGAUUUUGGGGGUUGGCCAGCUGGUGCCAGACUUUUGGUGCUAAGGCCUGCAAGGGGCCCGGGGCAGUGCGUAUUCUCUUCCCUCUGACCUGUGCUCAGGGCUGGCUCUUUAGCAAUGCGCUCAGCCCAAUUUGAGAACCGCCUUCUGAUUCAAGAGGCUGAAUUCAGAGGUCACCUCUUCGUCCCAUCAGCUCCCAGACUGAUGCCAGCACCAGGACUGGAGGGAGAAGCGCCUCACCCCUUCCCUUCCUUCUUUCCAGGCCCUUAGUCCUGCCAAACCCCAGCUGGUGGCCUUUCAGUGCCAUUGACACUGCCCAAGAAUGUCCAGGGGCAAAGGAGGGAUGAUACAGAGUUCAGCCCGUUCUGCCUCCACAGCUGUGGGCACCCCAGUGCCUACCUUAGAAAGGGGCUUCAGGAAGGGAUGUGCUGUUUCCCUCUACGUGCCCAGUCCUAGCCUCGCUCUAGGACCCAGGGCUGGCUUCUAAGUUUCCGUCCAGUCUUCAGCCAAGUUCUGUGUUAGUCAUGCACACACAUACCUAUGAAACCUUGGAGUUUACAAAGAGUUGCCCCAGCUCUGGGCACCCUGGCCACCCUGGUCCUUGGAUCCCCUUCGUCCCACCUGGUCCACCCCAGAUGCUGAGGAUGGGGGAGCUCAGGCGGGGCCUCUGCUUUGGGGAUGGGAAUGUGUUUUUCUCCCAAACUUGUUUUUAUAGCUCUGCUUGAAGGGCUGGGAGAUGAGGUGGGUCUGGAUCUUUUCUCAGAGCGUCUCCAUGCUAUGGUUGCAUUUCCGUUUUCUAUGAAUGAGUUUGCAUUCAAUAAACAACCAGACUCAGUU
This is a messenger RNA of Pan troglodytes (chimpanzee), 5560 nucleotides long. It is a transcript of the gene SIDT2, whose product is annotated as SID1 transmembrane family member 2. Gene Ontology annotation, cellular component: lysosome; plasma membrane. Gene Ontology annotation, biological process: RNA transport. The transcript is spliced from 29 exons. Gene Ontology annotation, molecular function: RNA transmembrane transporter activity; double-stranded RNA binding. The coding region runs from base 1599 to 4181 and encodes 860 amino acids. The record is from RefSeq and is a predicted model, not a curated record. NCBI's taxonomy places the organism in Eukaryota, Metazoa, Chordata, Mammalia, Primates, Hominidae.